CUCACCAUGAUUCUCAUCGUUGUGGAUUCUCUCCGAUCAUGUCGUCGAAGAAAGCGAAGACGAAGAACGAGGCGAGUAGCAGCCGUGGUGGCAUCGGCGGAGAGAGUAUAGUCGCUGAUUGUGGACGAAAUAAAUCAACUUGCGGUUACUGUAAAUCUUCUACCCGCUUUAGUAUUUCUCACGGUUCGUUGCAUUGCCUUUGAAAUAUCGUUUUAUUAGUUCGUGAAUCUUCUGUAUAGUUUGUCGUUGAAUUGAUCUGACUAUCGUAUAAGUCAAAUAAAAAGAUUUUCCGAUUUGGGAAUGUGAAUGAUUUCCAUUGCAGGUUUAUGGACAGAGAGACUCACCGUUAAUGACUAUCAAGCUCUUCUUGACAGUGGAUGGAGACGAUCUGGCUGCUAUCUUUACAAACCUGAGAUGGAGAAGACUUGUUGCCCUUCUUAUACAAUCCGCUUGAAAGCAAGUGAUUUUGUCCCUUCUAAGGAGCAGCAGCGAGUGCGUAGAAGAAUAGAAAGGUAUAUGCAUCUCUGUGGAUGCAUAUGGAAACUGUACCAAGAUCUUUUUUUCAGUUAUGUCAUAAAACCUUUCCUCUUACCUUUAAAAUUUCUGGUUGAACUGUUUCUGUGAUGUUGUGUACAAAGGUUUUUGGAUGGUGAACUAGAUGCGAAGCCGAGUGAGCAGACAGAAGAUCAAGAUGUCUCUUUCUCCCGUGAAGUUUCAGUGUCAGUGAAAAAAUCACUUGGAGCUGCUAAAAGAGAAAAAAACAAUGAACUGGAACCAAUCAUGAAAGAUUUGUCUGAACAAAUUGAUAAUGCGGUACAAAAAUGCAUACAGAGUGGUGAGUUUCCUUCUAAUGUUCAGAUUCCCAAAGCUUCAGUAAAGAAAGUUUUUUCUGCUAAAAGGAAGAAACUAGCUGAAGGGUCAGAAGACCUCUUAUACACCAGCAACAUUGCUUUUCCAAUAGUAGCUGCUAUGAAACACACACAGACAUUGGAGAAAGGCAAAAACGUAGAAGAAAACAGAUUAUCACCAGAGGCUGUUUCUGAGAAGUUGUUAAGUGCAAUGAAUAAGGUUGGAGAGUUUACUGGUUUUUCUGUUAAGGUCUCCAAGGGUCAUAUCAACUUCCUUUCAGCUACCCAAGUUACUUCCUCAGAUAGAAAUGAAGGUGAAGAAAGCCUAUGUGCUACAACAAUAAAGUCUUCUUCGAACAAGCUUCAUGCAAGAAAGCGGAAGCUGGAGAUGCACUUGAAAAGGUCGAGUUUUGAACCAGAGGAAUAUGAAUUAUACAAACGGUAUCAAAUGAAAGUGCAUAAUGAUAAGCCGGAGAGCAUCUCAGAAACUUCAUACAAACGGUUUUUGGUAGACACUCCGCUCACUGAAGUUCCUUCUUCAGGUUAUGAUGAUGAAGAAAAGAUUCCUCUUUGUGGCUUUGGUUCUUUCCAUCAACAAUACCGAGUUGAUGACCGUCUAAUUGCUGUUGGGGUGAUUGAUAUUCUUCCUAAAUGUUUGUCUAGUAAAUACCUGUUCUGGGAUCCGGAUUUCGCAUCCUUGUCUCUUGGAAACUACUCAGCCCUGCAAGAAAUCGAUUGGGUAAAACAGAACCAAGCUCAUUGCUCUACUCUUGAGUAUUACUAUCUUGGCUAUUACAUACAUUCCUGUAACAAGAUGAGAUAUAAAGCAGCCUAUCGUCCGUCUGAGCUUCUAUGCCCUCUCCGGUACCAAUGGGUUCCAUUCGAAGUAGCCAAGCCUCUGCUUGAUAAAAAGCCUUAUUCCGUCUUGUCCAAUAUCAGUAAGGUUUCUUCAUCAUCAUCAUCACCUCAAGCUUCUGAAACCCUAUUGGAAUCUACGAGUGAACAUGAAGACAUGGAACAAGGGGAUACAAAUGAUGAUGAUGAUGAAAUGUAUAACUCUGAUGAAGACUCAGACUCAGACUCUAGCAGUAGCAGAAACCGGAGUGACAUUACCAAUAUCCUUAUCAGUCUUAAUGGACCUCGACUUCGAUACAAGGAUAUACCGCGGUUCAAGAAUCCAGUGGUUCAGAAACAACUCGAAUCGAUGUUGGUUAGUUACAGGAAAGUUGUUGGGGCCGAGCUAUCGGAGAUAAUGGUGUAUGAACUCCGGUAACAUUAAGCUUAAGUGCUUAACUCAAGCCAGUUGAAAGCAUUUUGCAACAUUAUUAACAAUAUUAGUGUUGUCAUGUGUCUCCUUAUUUUGAUCACAUGAUACCCAAAAAAAUAUAUAAUCUAUAAUUGUUACAUUUUUCCCAUAAUAUUAUUCUCUCGGAUAAAUAAAGUUUUAAUUUCCCAUUUUGCUCAAA
Messenger RNA from Arabidopsis thaliana (thale cress), 2314 nucleotides. It is a transcript of the gene ATE2, whose product is annotated as arginine-tRNA protein transferase 2. Gene Ontology annotation, molecular function: arginyl-tRNA--protein transferase activity. The transcript has 4 exons. The record is from RefSeq and is marked reviewed. Lineage: Eukaryota; Viridiplantae; Streptophyta; Magnoliopsida; Brassicales; Brassicaceae. Bases 781 to 2121 code for a protein of 446 amino acids.